Exophiala xenobiotica is the source of this 1385-nucleotide messenger RNA. RefSeq lists its product as uncharacterized. The record is from RefSeq and is a predicted model, not a curated record. Gene Ontology annotation, biological process: thiosulfate transport; malate transmembrane transport; oxaloacetate transport. Lineage: Eukaryota; Fungi; Ascomycota; Eurotiomycetes; Chaetothyriales; Herpotrichiellaceae. The transcript has 2 exons. The coding region runs from base 140 to 1135 and encodes 331 amino acids. Gene Ontology annotation, molecular function: succinate transmembrane transporter activity; malate transmembrane transporter activity; oxaloacetate transmembrane transporter activity.
AGCAUUUCCAGCUGCUCUUACUCCGUACUUGUAUCUGCUUUCUCUCCUCUAGUCAUUCUCUUGUGCACGCCUGUCGCUCAUUUUGACUCUCCUCUCCUCUCGUUUCGUUCGCCCUGACACCCGCCUCCCCGGAUCGUGGAUGUCCAAUGGAGCCAUGUCGACAAGCGCACCCCCAGCCCCAAUCACCCGGCACGAUGUCAACGAGACAACACCGUCCCCGAAGCCGAAGAAGCAGCAGGUCAAGACUGCGACGAUACGCUACCCAUUCUGGUUUGGCGGCAGCGCAGCAUCCAUGGCUGCGGUAGUCACACAUCCUCUGGAUCUAGUGAAAGUCCGACUCCAAACCCGCCCGCCCUCCGCCCCUACCAACACCCUCGGCACAUUCACCUACAUCCUCAAGCACGACGGACCAGUGGGGCUGUACGCAGGACUCUCCGGCGCCCUGCUGCGCCAACUCACAUACUCGACCGUGCGCUUCGGCGUGUAUGAAGACCUCAAGACCCGCUUUGCUCCCGUUCCCACGGCUGACAAUCCCGCUCCACGCCCAUCGCUCUUGAACCUCGUCCUCAUGUCCUCCGUGGCCGGAUUUUUGGGUGGCAUUGCCGGCAAUCCGGGCGACGUUCUAAACGUGCGCAUGCAGUCCGACGGAUCUAAACCGCCUGAGGCCCGACGCAAUUACAAACACGCGCUUGACGGCAUCGUCCGUAUGGUCCGUGAAGAAGGCGUCGUUUCCCUAUUCCGCGGCGUCGAAGCGAACAGCACCCGCGCGCUGCUCAUGACAGCAUGUCAGCUUGCCAGUUACGAUGUGUUCAAACAAAUGUGUUUGAAAAAUCUGGGCAUGGCGGACAAUUUCAGCACCCACUUCACGGCUAGUCUUGCAGCUGGCUUCGUUGCGACAACGCUAUGCAGCCCCGUCGACGUGAUCAAGACGCGUGUGAUGAGCGCCGGGGCGAAGACGAGCGUCUUGCACCUGCUGGGCGAGGCAAGUCGCAAAGAAGGUCUGCUGUGGAUAUUCCGUGGGUGGGUGCCGAGUUUUGUAAGGCUAGGUCCGCAGACCAUAUGCACCAUGGUCUUCUUCGAGCAGCAUAAGAAAUUGUACAGGAGGUGGAAGGGGAUUGAGGAGCCUGCUGUUUAAAGAAUUUGCAUUGGGAGUUUGGUUACCCCGAACCAUUGGGAUGGAGUAUCAUCAUUUGGCGUUAUGAGAAAUGAGGUGCAUUGUUAUAGAUUUUGGACACAGAGAACAGCUUGUGUUCUUGUCGAUCCUGGAUUUGCCAGGUCUGAACAUUCCCGUCAACCUCAUGGAUUGUCCGCAUUUGAGAUGUAUAUACAAGUUGGAUUAGUUUUGUCAUAUACCCGAAUGAUCUCACGGAUAAUUAUCAUCUUCC